AUGGCUCAACCCGCCGCGGCCUCUGCUGGACGCACUACUCCACCGCGAAGCCACCUGGUGAAGUUGAGUCCGUUCCUCGACGAUCAAGGCGUACUGCGCGUCGGAGGACGUCUCAAAAACUCUCAACUUCCGCUCGACGAGAAACAUCCGAUGAUCAUCCCGGCGGCAUCCUGGCUGACUCGGCUGGUGAUCGAUUCCUGCCAUCGACGGACACUGCACGGGGGUGUGCAGCCGACACUCGGCCUGCUCCGCCUGCGCUUCUGGGUACCUCGAGGAAGAACCGCCGUCAAGCAGCAGCUACAUCGAUGCGUUACCUGCACUCGAUGGCGUGCUGCCACGCCACAGCCUCAGAUGGGUAACCUUCCUCGGGACCGAGUAACGCCAACCCGACCGUUCCUCAGCACCGGCGUGGAUUACGCAGGACCCAUCCUCCUUCGGACCAGCAAGGGACGUGGACACCGCGCGCACAAAGGGUACAUCGCAGUCUUUGUCUGUUUCUGGUCGAAGGCCACUCACUUGGAAGUCGUCUCCGACUACACCUCCGAGGCUUUCAUCGCCGCUCUGCGCCGCUUCGUCUCCCGCAGGGGCCUCUGUGCUGAGAUCUACAGCGACUGCGCGACAGCCGAAGGUCAUCGUAUCGUCCUCGCCGCCACCGCUCAAGGAAUCCGCUGGCACUUCAACCCGCCAGCGGCCCCGCACUUUGGUGGUCUUUGGGAGGCUGCAGUGAAGUCGACCAAGUUCCACCUCCGUCGGGUGAUCGGCGAGACGACCCUCACGUUCGAGGAGCUGAGCACACUCCUCGCCCAGAUCGAAGCUUGUCUUAAUUCUCGUCCAUUGCAGGCACUCUCAGAUGACCCAGAGGACGUCUCGGCGUUGACUCCCGGUCACUUCCUCGUCGGGGCGCCGCUACUCGCUGUGCCGGAACCGUCAUUGACAGGGCAGACGGUAUCCACCUUGUCACGCUGGCGUCAUUUGCAGCAGAUGAGAGAUCACUUCUGGCAGCGAUGGUCGUCCGAAUAUUUGCACGGACUAGCCUCGCGCACCAAAUGGCUCAAGGACGAAGCUGCACCCCACGUCGGCGAUCUCUGUCUCGUGCGCUCCGAGCAAUGGAUGCUGAAGCUAGAAAGACAAGAGGAAAAUGACUCCAGGUAUAGCACAUCUAAGGAUACUAACAAUGAAUCCAUCGAUAAUCAGAAAUCGGCGGAAUUACUAUCCAAUAAUGGAUUCGAGAGUUAG
Nylanderia fulva is the source of this 1236-nucleotide messenger RNA. The record is from RefSeq and is a predicted model, not a curated record. Lineage: Eukaryota; Metazoa; Arthropoda; Insecta; Hymenoptera; Formicidae.